Messenger RNA from Cynoglossus semilaevis (tongue sole), 1053 nucleotides. RefSeq names its product cytokine-like protein 1. Lineage: Eukaryota; Metazoa; Chordata; Actinopteri; Pleuronectiformes; Cynoglossidae. The record is from RefSeq and is a predicted model, not a curated record. Bases 116 to 556 code for a protein of 146 amino acids. Gene Ontology annotation, biological process: positive regulation of transcription by RNA polymerase II. The transcript has 4 exons.
CGCGUUCACGUCAUCGCCCACCCCCUUCAUCCUUAAAACUGCAGCAACAACUACCCCCUCCUCGUUGUCACUACUCGGAUCAGUGUUUGCCGUGCAGCUGGAAACAGAGCCGACGAUGAGGCAGGAACUGGCCGCUCUCCUCUGUCUCCUCGGCGCUGUUGCGCUGUCGAACUGCGCGCCCCCGACCUGCUACUCCAGAUCGUUGACCCUCAGCAAAGAAGUCAUGACUCUGCUGGAUAGAAUACACACUUAUCACCGCACGAAACCCUGCGCUGAAUUCCUGCCAACCAUCUUCAUUGACGUGCACAACUCAUGUGUCACCACCAAGCUACGGGACUUUCUCUACGUGCUGCUCAACCAUCCCAACCCGUAUUGCAAAACUCGCCCCAGGAUGGUGCUGCUCAAACGAAAAGUCCAGAACCUGCACACCAUCAUCACCAGACUCUGCUAUCGGGACCUGGUGUUUUUCACAGACGACUGUGAAGCCAUAGAUACUGGUCACAGCAGACCGUACUAUGGAGAAGACAGGCUUCAGUUGUUGCAAGAAGACAGAUGAGCCUGAGGGAGUGCAUACAAAAGAUAUACACCGCUCUAGUACACACACAUUAUAUUUAAACAGCUUCUACAAACACGUGCAAAAUUCACACCACAGACUAUAGUGUACCACAUGCAUGUUCCUGGCAGGACGCUCACUCCUGUGUUCAUGCUCUGUGUGUGAGCUGCACACUCAUGUUAGAGGACACAUGUGGCCACAUUCCAGCCAGGAGAGCAAAACUUUCCACAGGAAAUAUCCUGAAUGCCAACCAUACCGGCGAAAACCUUGAAAUAAUAAACCAAUAAGAGAUGUUUUUGCGCUGGUCCUUUAACUGCUUCUCAUUUAGAGGGGCUGAUGAAAGGGCCGCGCAUCAUCAGGAGAAAUGUGUUUGUGUUGCCAUAACCCUAGACCUGAGUCGCGUGUGUAAAAAGGAGCACUAUGCAGCAUUUUGUAAACAUUUUAUGACAUAAACAGCGUGGUUGAAUUUGGUAUGUAAUAAAAACAGUUGAUGCCCUUAA